CAACCAUUGAAAAGACAAAGGCCAAAAAAUAAAUACGAUAUGGUGAAAACCAGGAAGACCGUAAGAAAGCAAAUUUCAUCAGUUUCAACAAAUACUGAUGAAAGUUCACCAGAGUGUACUAUUAAUUUAUCUGACUCUGAGAGUAAGAAUGUCAGAAAAGUUUAUAAGCGCUUUUUUGGGAGACUUUGCUUGGUUUUAAAAAAUCCUACUGAAAUUGCUGCAGAGUUUCAGAUUAGGUGCCUCAUAUCCUACUCAGUUAUGCAUGAGCUACUCAUAUCUCCUGAAUCCCAGCAAUCAAAGGCCAUCACAUUAGUUACAGCUCUGCAAAAGAGAAUAGAAACACACCCAGAGAUAAUAUUUGCAAUCAUUGAAGUGUUAAUGCAAAAUGAAAUUCUUCAGCAAACUGGAAGAGAAAUGUUGACAGAAGCAGGAAAGGUUUGUGCUACUGGUAGAAAAAUCAUGUUUUCGGGAAAUCAGUCACUGUCUUCUGAGGCAUCGAUUCUUGGUAAAGAGACAUGGACCAUUGGAUUAAUAAAACCCAACAACCAACUACAUCCACCGUAAUAUCAAGAAGUACAUUAUCAUCACCUGGAGAAUUUCAUGGCGUAUCACAGUCAAGUGUAAAUCCGAUAUUGACAAGCACACUCUAAAGAAAUAUUCAGUUUUACCCUUGAAAUCAGACAUAGUGAUGAUAUUUCUCUGGUUGAGACAUUUGUUAGAGGUCUUAAUGAUCACUGCAAGUCUACCGCACCAACAAUUAAGCAUCUUCAAGUAGGAAUAUCUACUGAAACGGUGACCACUGUGACCAACUGCCUCUUUUGGCUAUUAAAAGCCAAUUUUUUGACUGAAAUUGAAUCAGUUGUAUUUAGAUCAGACGUCAUUGGCACUGCACUAGCCUAUGAUUUUAUAAAGUCACUUGUUCAACUUAAAUCACUUGAGAUUACUCUAGGUUCUUGUACAUGUUGGAAGUGGUUUGCUGCAUUAAAUUUCCUGAGUCAACUGAAGAUUUUGCAUAUCUGUGUCCGCAAAGAAUGCUCUCCCCUGGAACUGCCAAUCGAUCGCCAUUGCUUGACACUUCCGCCUAAAGUGACAGAUGUUGUGUUUUACAACAACUUCCCCUCUAAUUUAGCAUAUGAUAUGUGCAGUCAAACAGAUAAAUUAAUUGGCUCUGUACUGAAAUCAGUUAACGUUAACAGAUCAUCUCACAUCACUAAAUUGGUGUUGCCCAACAUAUCUCGUGAAACAAUGAGUGGUGUCUAUAACAUCCUACUACACUGUCCAAGUCUUGCCACAUUAGAACUAAGGAAUACUAAACUUGGUUAUGAUGGAAUCCUUUUCAUAUUUAGUACACUGAGAACCAACUCAACUCUAAAACAUCUUAAGAUUCAUGAGACUUUAGAACUACCAUCGUUCAAAACAAAAACACCGUUUAGUAUUGGAUACUCAUUCUUCAAAUCCAUGAAAAUAGUUCCUCUUUCAAGUAAGAUAACCUGCACCAGCUUUCUUCUGUCCCUAAAUGAUAUCCUUAGGCACAAUACCAGUCUGAAGGAUGUACAGAUUCAGUGUGGAUUGUUCCUCCCUCUUUCCACUGGUGGUUGCCGAGAAUGUUAUCAGUGGACAGGACUUGAACCUCUUUCACAGUUCAACCUAGGAGCUAUUAGUAGAGGCACACCUCCUAAUAUCAAAAGAUCAUUUUCAUCAUCAAAUCUGACUAAACCCCAGACCAAAAUUUUCUGGUGGCGACAAUAUAUGCCCACAGUACCAGAAUAUGCAGACGUAUGUUUUAACAAUAUAUUCUCGAGGAAGAAACCCGGAGAAAGAUCAUCCUCUCUACUGUCUUUCACUGCUCCAGACACAGACAUUCUACAGUCAUUCUCUGGUCUUGAUCCCCGUCUCAAGGAAUGCCUGGGGAUAUCUGAUCUCGAUCAGUACAAGAAUACGCUCAUUGAAACAUAUUGGGGGAUGAUGAAAGAACUCUCAUUACACUCACAACUCAAUGGCAGCUGCAAUGGUGUAGCUUAUUGUAUGGCAUACUGAAGAGAUAAAAGUAUCAAAAGUAUACCUUGUAAUCCAAUAUGCAACGUAAAAGUUACUUCCUUCUCUUCACUUAAUGCAUAAAACUAUUAAUUCUUAAUCAAUAAAAUUGUUUUAAAGUAGUUUAGUAUGUCUAUGCC
Molecule: messenger RNA, 2174 nt
Organism: Geodia barretti
Lineage: Eukaryota; Metazoa; Porifera; Demospongiae; Tetractinellida; Geodiidae
Source: the annotation of a GenBank genome assembly